Messenger RNA from Dreissena polymorpha, 1340 nucleotides. RefSeq lists its product as uncharacterized. Bases 157 to 1284 code for a protein of 375 amino acids. NCBI's taxonomy places the organism in Eukaryota, Metazoa, Mollusca, Bivalvia, Myida, Dreissenidae. The transcript has 2 exons. The record is from RefSeq and is a predicted model, not a curated record.
AUUACUUUCCGUCAGAAUGAAUUCAUAAACUAAGGUUAAAUAGUACAUGUAACGUGACAAAAAGUGGACAAUAAUUGCUUAUGAGUGUUUAUACUUACACUUGUUCUACAGUGCCUACUUGAAUCGUCUUAGGUAAUAACAAACUUCUUCAACAAAAUGCAUAAGACGAUAAUAGGUAUCCUCACGGGCUGUUUGUGUGUUUGUACCGUAACUAUUUCAACCUCAACCUCUUCGAAGACUGCUACUUCUAAUACACCAUGCACAUCGGCUUCAUCUUCACUUGAGACAUUAUCUGGAUCUGGACUACCAACGGGUACUACAACGAGUACUACUCAAUCAGUUAUUGGUUCUGUUACGCCUACAAAUACAUCGCCAUCAACAUCGACCGCGGAUCCAACGUCUGAAGCGGAAACCGUCUUUCCGUCUAAAGUGGAAACUACGUCCGAUGUUCUAACUCCAACAAUAAUUCACGCACCGACAACAACCCAACUUUCGACUGGAACAGCAGAAAUGACAACUGUUACAGAUACAACUAAUACGGAAACGAGCGUUAAUCCCACGACAAAUUUAGAAACAUCCACAAGUCUUACAACUAAUACAGAAGCGGCCGUUAGUCCUACGAUUUUUUCAGAAGCGACCACUACAGAAACACCCGUAACUCCUACGAUCCAAUUAGAGACGACUACACGUCUCACGACUUAUACAGACACGAGCGCUACUCAUACGAUAAAUUCAGAAACAACACUGCCAGACACGGAAACGGUACCUACGGCUUACACAGGAACGACAGAAAGUCACACAACCUAUUCAGAUACUACGAAUAGAACUACGACUAAUACAGACUCAACCAGAAUUUCUACAAUUAAUACGACUUAUAAUCAAACGGUCACAAGUCCUCCUACAGUCAGCACAGAAACGACCCUUACUCUUACGAUAAAUUCAGAAACAUCCACCGAAGCAAUCAUGUAUAAUAUGUCAAUUCCACAUACCACCACGGUAACAACGGUAAUCACAGGAACGACAGGAAUUCAUACAACAAAUACAGAUACGACCAAUAAACUAACGACUAAUACAGACACUGCCACACUUCUUAGAACUAAUAUCACUUUUAUUUUAACGACACCAAGUCCAACCACCAAUACCGAAACGACCGUACCUUCUACGAUCCAUUUAGAAACGACAACAAGUCUCACGACCAAUACAGACACGAGCUCUACUCAUACGAUCAAUUCAGAAGCAACCGAAAAUUAUACGAAUAAUACAGAAACGAGCACAAUACUAUAACAUAUCCAAUUACGACCAUGGACCCUACGGUUAACAAUGAAACGACCACAAAUAAU